This is a messenger RNA of Setaria italica (foxtail millet), 3034 nucleotides long. RefSeq names its product U-box domain-containing protein 6. Gene Ontology annotation, cellular component: cytoplasm; nucleus. NCBI's taxonomy places the organism in Eukaryota, Viridiplantae, Streptophyta, Magnoliopsida, Poales, Poaceae. The coding region runs from base 413 to 2701 and encodes 762 amino acids. The transcript has 6 exons. Gene Ontology annotation, molecular function: ubiquitin-protein transferase activity. The record is from RefSeq and is a predicted model, not a curated record. Gene Ontology annotation, biological process: protein ubiquitination.
ACCAGGGAGUGUGAUCGCCUCAAGGCGCCGGCGCGGCUGGGGCUUUUUCUCUCGAGUGGUGGGGGACGAAAGGGCGACGUCCGGGGGAACUUUCCGCAAUUAAUUAGCAGAUAUGAUUAGCAUGCGCGGCCCGGCAUCCGCAGUUGCGCACUCUGCUUCCACUCCAUUUCUCCGCAUCUUAACUGUAUUCCACUCCAUUCCACCCUGCUUCUCGCUGGUUUGGAUCUACGCGGCCGUGGUUUGGUAGGAGUAGCCUCUUCGAGCGAGUUUGCCUUCCCCCCAUGCAUGCUGCCCUUCCUUCUGCAGUUUGCUUUCUGAAAUCCCGGGAAAAAAGAGGAGCUAACGAGGCAUCUGAAAGGUUCUUUCUUUCUUCAGAGUUGGAAAAUCUUUUGGUUGCCUAUUCCUUGUGUGAAUGGAAACUAAUAGUGAUGAAGCAAUGGGUACCUCUCGGCACAAUUCUCAUCCAAAGGUUCACAGCACAAUGUGCAAUGAGUUGUCUUUGAUGUUGGAUAAGGUUUCCUCGAUUCUUCCAUCAAUAGAAGCAGCUCAACCAGGAUGCAAAGCAGGUGUAGAGGAACUAUGCAACCUAUACAACAUAGUUGACAAAGGGAAACUCGUAAUCCAGAACUGCAUUGAAUGUAGCAGUCUUUACUUGGCUAUCACUAGUGAAGCAACUGCAAUGCGGUGUGAAAGGAUAAGGAACUCACUGAGGCGGAGCUUGUUCCUGAUCCAGAACAUGGUUGAACAAUUGUUAGCUAAUGAGGUGGCUGACAUUCAUAAUGAUCUUCGAGAUGUGAAAUUCAUUGUUGAUCCAGUGGAAGGGGAUGCUGGAAAAGCUAUUUUGGAGAUGCUUCGGCAAUCUGAAGUAACACGUGAACUCGAACUUCAAACCUUCCAAGUAGCAGCUUCGAAGUUGAAUAUUACAUCCCCCAAAGCUAUCUUAAUUGAAAGAAGAGCAAUCAAGAAAUUACUUGCCAAAAUAAAUGGCACUGAUCCUAAAAAGGAAGGAAUCCUUAAGUAUCUCCUAUAUCUAGUUAGGAAAUAUGGGAAGAAUACCAAGGGAGAGACUGGUGAGAAAAAUCACACCGUGAAUGCUUCAACUGAAAUCAUGAGUUCGGACUUAGUUGUUAAUGGAAUAAGUACUCAAAGAUGCAUUUCAACAAUGGAGUCUGGAAAUGUGAGAUUCGACGAUCAGAAUAAUUUAUUGGGAGCAGCCACACCACCUCCAGAGUUAUGCUGCCCAAUGUCUAUGAAGCUGAUGCGAGAUCCUGUUAUAAUAGCGUCUGGACAAACAUAUGAAAGAGAAAAUAUAGAGAGAUGGUUCAAUGAGGGAUAUGAUACUUGUCCUAGGACACAGAUGAAAUUAAGAAACUUCACGGUAACUCCAAAUGCUUGCAUGAAGGCUGUUAUUUAUAAUUGGUGCAAAGAUCACGAGCUUGAUCAUACUUAUUUGCCUGAACAGUUUCAUAGUUAUUACUCUGUAUCAAGUUUGCACAAUGUCUCGGCACCUCUAAUUACUGAAAAGAAUAGAGAUUACAUGGUUGAUUAUAGCAGUUCAUCUUUUGGAUUAUCAGCUGCUAGUUGUACAUCAUCCCCAAUGAGAGAAGCAGAGCAGUCAAAGGCUAGUUUUGAUCAGUUUUAUUCGAAUGCCAACUACCAGUUGUAUUUGUCCUUCUGCAACUUUGAUAAAGCAAUGUUCUUGGGUUUCUUCCAUGAGCUGUCUGAGCUUCCCUGGGAACUACAAAGCAAAGCUGUCAAAGAUUUGAAAACUAUCCUAAAUGGUGAAAAUCAAAUUUGGCAAUCUAUGGUAUGCAAUGGAUUUUUAGAAGCAUUCCAUGAAUUCCUUAAGGAUGAUAGUGGAACAUGCACACUGCAAGCUCGGAGAGCUGGAAUUCAUUUUUUUCUUGCUUUCCUUUCUAGUGGCAGGGAUCGAAUUCCUUCAGUUUGUGAAGAUGUGGUGCUUCUGAUUGCAUUACUACUUGAUUCCGAGUUCAAAAGGGAAGCUCUUUUGAUCGUGCAUGAACUGCUCCAGGAACAACGUUGUCAAAAAUCUAGUCUCAUGGCCUCUAUUGUUGCUCCUUUGGUGUUUGGAGCUUUAGACAGUGGAGAUACCAAGUGCCUAGACCUCGCUCUGAAGAUCAUCUGCAAGAUUUCAUCUGAUAAUGAUAUAAAACCUGACCUGGUUUCCUCUGGCAUAAUCUCAAAGUUAUCUCCACUUCUCAGUGAAGGCAGGAUGACAGAGUCUUCUUUGAAGAUUUUACGGAACCUAAGUGAAGUGAAAGAAGCCACAGAGUUCAUAAUAAGAACAGACAAUUGCCUCAGUUCCAUUUCAGAUCAUCUUGACACAGGAAGCCACAGAGAACAGGAGCAUGCGGUAGUUAUCCUUCUUGCAGUAUGUUCUGACAGUGCUGAGGUUUGUUCACUUGCCAUGAAGGAAGGUAUCAUCCCAGCCCUGGUUGACUUAUCAGUGAAUGGAACUGAGCUGGCAAGAGAUUGCUCAAUCCAGCUGCUUCAGCUUUUGAGGGACUUCAGGCGAUGCGAUCAGUUCAACAGUUCAUGCUCAAGGGAGGUAGCUGCCGACCAUGUUGCUGAGAACCCACCAAGUGAUUCAAUUUGCAAACAGCCAAUUUCGAAGUCUGCACGGUAUAUUUCAAGAAAGCUCAACGUUUUCACGAAACCACGGUCGCUUACCCUUGCCUGAGAAAUGGAAGUAGGUGGUUGGAUCAAGCCCUUACACAUUCUGCAACACAAACCGCCCGAUGUACAGCUGGUAGAAGGUAGUGUUGUCCAGAUGAAAUGCUUGAGCGAUGCUUUUAAACCCGCCAUGUAUUUCAAAAGAGUUUGUAUUAGCGGUUUUUUUAUUAGUUUUUUUACGAGGCGUUAGAGACAGUAGAUCUAGCUCAGUGCACGUGCUCUGAACUGUUCGAUGUAGCGACAAAACUUUGAUGAUGGUGGCUUUCUUUCUUUUUCACCAUAAAAAUACAGGAAAAUAGCUAAAUCAUAAGUCCUAAAAGGACAUGGCACCUUACUGUAA